GCCAUCAUCAAAGCCAUGACCUUCCUUCCAACUGUUUCAAAGAAAAAAAAGAGACACAGAUAGACUGAGCGACGACACCGGCGACAUCUCCGGCGGCGGGCGACGCGAGGCGAUGGCGGGCCGCCGCUCCCGCUCCCCCUCGCUCUCCUCCUCCCCGUCCUCCCGCUCCCUCUCCUCCUUCUCCUCGGUCUCCUCCCCGUCCCGCAGCCGCUCCCCUCCCGACCGCGGCCGCCGCAGGUCAGCCAGCCGCGCCGCCGGAACUCCCCCACCCGCCCCCCCCGUCGGUCUCUCAUUGCUUGCUCUGUUUCCUCGCAGCUCGUCCGCCGCGCGGAGGGGCCGCUCGCCGCCGCCGCCGCGAGAGGGGGCCAAGGGAGGCCGGUCGACCUCUCCUUCGCCGCCGCCCAAGAAACCCUCGCCUCCCCCUCCGGCACCGAGGAAGCCCUCCCCUGCUCCGGUCCCCGACGAGUCGUCGCUCGUCCUCCUCGUCAGCCGCCUCUCCCGCAAUGUCACCGAGGGCCAUCUCAGGGAGAUCUUCGAGAACUAUGGCGAAGUCGUCAAUGUGGAGCUGUCCAUGGAUAAGGCGGUCAAUCUGCCUCGUGGGUACGGAUACGUUGAGUUCAAGAUGAGAGCUGAUGCCGAGAAGGCGCUUCUUUACAUGGAUGGUGCUCAAAUUGAUGGGAAUGUUGUUAAAGUGAAAUUCGCACCUGCACCGGGCCAAAAAGCUGCUGUUUCUUUGCCGAAGGCUCUUCCCCAUCCCCCCAAAAGAGAUGUGCCUGAGACUGAUACACUUGUUCCUAAUGCUGAGAAGGCCACUCAGCAGCGACCCAGGGAAUCAUCUACUCAAAGGAAACCAGCUCAGUCUCCACAAAGGCGACCUGCUCCAGGCGGAAGGGUUGACUCACCUAGGCGGCGCCCUGAUUCACCACCAAUUCACCCCUGGAAAGAUCCUCCUCCAUUCAGGCGUGGCAGAACACCUCCUAGCCUGAGACCAGGAUAUCCAGUUCGAAGACGGUCUCCCUCUCCACCCCCUCGAAGGUUCAGAUCACCAAGGCGCUUUUCACCCAGAAGAGGUUAUGUUAGUCCAGUCCGAAGACGUUCUCCGUUCGCUCCUAGAAGGAUGACACCUCCAAUGCGGAUGAGAAGUCCUCCCAGAAGGCUGCCACCUCCUUAUCGUCGUAGUAGAUCUCCCAUUCGUCGACCAAUUCGCUCCCUUUCCAGAUCAAUUUCUCCUGUCAGGGGUCGAGCCGCUCCUGUGAGGCGUGGGCGGUCAUCCUCGUCAUUUUCUGAAUCACCAACGCCGCCAAGAAGGGGAGCCGGAAGGGUACUGAGAAGUCGCAGCCCUCAAAGGUAGUCACCUUUGCCUUUCCAAGUCGUCCUUUAGAGGGAGACGGAGAAGUGCCUCUAGCUUCAGCAAUAGUAGUGGUUCGUCCUCCCCUAUCCGCCGUUAGAACUCCCGACAUGUUGAACCCCUGGUAGGUAAAAUCUUCUUUGUCUCGUCGUCCUUUUAUCUCUGAUGAUCUGGUUUGCCUCUGCUGCUGUCAUCAAGCUUCAGAUCGGGUCAGAUAUCGUUGGAACGAGCAUGCGAGUCUCUGUCUGAGAUCUUCGAAGAGUUGGCUUUCGUUCUGUAGUGGAUUAGAGCACAUUAAUCGGUUUUCUCGUUGUGAAUUUUCGAUCCAUGAGACCUCGAUAUUUAUGUUGGUCAAUUUAAUUUUAUGAAAUUGCCGUGCCCACCAAAAGAACGUUGUUUGUGGAUUCA
This is a messenger RNA of Triticum aestivum (bread wheat), 1756 nucleotides long. RefSeq names its product serine/arginine-rich splicing factor SR45. The record is from RefSeq and is a predicted model, not a curated record. The transcript has 10 exons. Gene Ontology annotation, cellular component: ASAP complex; nucleoplasm; cytoplasm. The coding region runs from base 113 to 1351 and encodes 412 amino acids. Gene Ontology annotation, biological process: mRNA splicing, via spliceosome. NCBI's taxonomy places the organism in Eukaryota, Viridiplantae, Streptophyta, Magnoliopsida, Poales, Poaceae. Gene Ontology annotation, molecular function: RNA binding.